Betta splendens (Siamese fighting fish) is the source of this 668-nucleotide messenger RNA. RefSeq names its product coiled-coil domain containing 167 (gene ccdc167). NCBI's taxonomy places the organism in Eukaryota, Metazoa, Chordata, Actinopteri, Anabantiformes, Osphronemidae. The coding region runs from base 107 to 424 and encodes 105 amino acids. The transcript is spliced from 4 exons. The record is from RefSeq and is a predicted model, not a curated record.
GACGAGUCAAGCGGAAAUGCGACAACCCACGAAGAAGAAGUGAAAGCAAAAACACGUCCGCACAGUCGUAGUUUCAUUCAGAAAUUAGGAUACGUUUCUUCACAAAAUGACUAAAGUAAAAGAUAGAAGACGAGAGAAAAUCAGCGUCGCUACAGAGAUUGACCGUCUGGAGCAGCGGAGGGCUCGUUGCCAGGACAACCUGGACCGGGCGGACUUCAGGAGCAGGAAGGAGGCGCUGAACGACAGAGAGAGGCAGGAACUGGAGGAUGAGGUGACCAUCAUGAACGAAAGGGUGCAAAAAUUAGACAAAGAGCUGGAGACCCUAAGAGGAGAGAAUCGGAAGAACAUGCUGCUCUCAGUGGCUCUGCUCGCAAUUAGUGCGCUCUUCUACUACAUGUUUUUCUACAAUGAGGAGGACGCGUGAUUAAAACAAACUCAGAACCAUGAUGGUUUGUAAUAACUAUGGGUCCAGAACUGUGAACUCAAGGACUGUUGAUGGGAUGAAGUUUAAUAUGCAACAAAGACAUCUAACAAUAUAGAACAAUUUAUAUACAGUAGGAGGAAUACAUGGUGUGAGUCAGACUGUUUGUACAGUAUGUGUUCUGGAACCUUGCAAAUUGUAUUAUAAUUAUACAGCACAAAUAUACUAUGAAGAACACAUUGCACAA